Diuraphis noxia (Russian wheat aphid) is the source of this 1405-nucleotide messenger RNA. RefSeq names its product U6 snRNA-associated Sm-like protein LSm6. Gene Ontology annotation, cellular component: U6 snRNP; nucleolus; P-body. NCBI's taxonomy places the organism in Eukaryota, Metazoa, Arthropoda, Insecta, Hemiptera, Aphididae. Gene Ontology annotation, biological process: maturation of SSU-rRNA; mRNA splicing, via spliceosome. The record is from RefSeq and is a predicted model, not a curated record. Gene Ontology annotation, molecular function: RNA binding.
UCUGGUAGUAAAUAACUAAAUUAAAUUAAUUAUUUUAAAUCACAUUUAAUCUACAAUUAUUUAUUUAUUGAAUAAUUCGUUCAUAUAAUUUAUCUCUCUAAAACGGUAACUUAUCCAAAAAAUGAGUCGCAAAGAAGCAUUAACACAAUUUAUACAACAAAUUCAUGGUCGUCCGGUUGUUGUGAAAUUGAAUAGUGGAGUCGAUUACAGAGGUGUAAUGGCUUGCAUAGAUGGUUACAUGAAUAUUGCUCUCGAACAAACAGAAGAAUACAUAAAUGGAGAACUUAAAAACAAAUUCGGAGACUCUUUUAUUCGUGGAAACAAUGUACUAUAUAUUAGUACACAAAAAAGAAAAGGGGUGUAAUAUAUUUUAUGAAUAAUUGUAUUUUUAUACUCAAUUUCUAUGCUUGUGAAAAUUAAAACCAUACAUACAAAUAUUUAUAAGUUUUUGUAAUAAAUAUUAGGAGCUCACWAUUAAUUAGUUGUUACUUCAUUUCCAAUUAGUACCUUAUCCAAUUAUAUUCAUUCUUAGAUAAUGUUUGGUUGCAUUUGUAUAUUAUGACAUAUUGUACCUAUCAGUAAUGUAAUGUAUAUUCAAAUAUUCAAUAUUCGAAUAUCAGUAUUCGAUACUACAAUGCCUCAUUUGUUUUAUCCAUUUUUCCAUGGCAAGCUUUUUACACUAUUUAUUAAUUAUUAUUAAUAACUAAUUCAUAUCUACACAACUAAAGAUAAUGUAUGUCAAUGAUAAUCAUCCUAAAUACGAAAAAAUGUUCUUAUCUUGCGGGUACCUGUUCGUAGUUACCAUUUAUUUAUAAUUUUUUUUUUUAUAACUUAUACAUUAUUAUCAAUAAUAAUUUAAUUAUGAUAUUCCAGUAUUUUGUACAAUUUUUAUUUUUGUAUUUUAAUAAAUUGCCCURUCAAAUCUCUGGUUUCGAAUCCACUUCUCGUAGGCCUUUAUGCACCAUAUUAUAAUAUUAUUAUUAAACAUUUUGUGUUGCGCAAAAACUUAAACGAAUAAUGUUCGUUAUGUAUUGUAUUGUAGCAUCGAAUACUGAUAUUUGAAUGUUCGAAUAUUCAAAUUAUUUACGACAGACCUAUUCGAAUAAUUCCCAUCACUAGUAGCUAAUACCUAUACACAUAUUAUGUAGUAUUUGUGACUUAUUCUAUAGCUUAAAUUAUUUAAAGCAUAAUAUGUAAUCUCAAACUUUUAUGAACACUGUACAUCUUUUUAGUAAUAAUAUUUUUUGGCUGCUCCUUCUUAGUUACUAAACUAAAAUAGGUAUAUAUAAAGAAAUGUAAAGACUUGCAUACAUUUAAGAUUAAGUUAUUAAAAACUAAUACAUAAACAAUUUUAAAAACUAAAAGCACUUACUUUCAAAGAAAUUAGUGAGAAGGGUGAGCUUGU